Molecule: messenger RNA, 501 nt
Organism: Dibothriocephalus latus
Lineage: Eukaryota; Metazoa; Platyhelminthes; Cestoda; Diphyllobothriidea; Diphyllobothriidae
Source: the annotation of a GenBank genome assembly
GCCCCCUCAAAUCACCUCCUGAUUGCUUGUGUUCUUUCGGCGCCGGCUGCGCUGGCCAUUGCCAAGAUCAUGUACCCAGAAACGAAGGCCCCUCUGUCAGACGUCGACAUAAAUGGCGCUAUGAAAAUGAGUCCCUAUACAAACAUUAUUGAGGCAGCAACCCUUGGCGCCCUCGACGCCAUCCCCUUAUGCGCUGGCAUUGCUGCUAACCUAAUGGCUGCACUCAGCAUGUUCAGUCUCUUCAACAGCAUUCUCGUAUGGAUCGGUCGAAACAUUGGCAUACAAAGGGACCUCACCCUCGAGAUUAUGUUCUCUUACUUCUUCUGGCCACUGGCCUAUACCAUGGGUGUCCCGGCGAAAGACUGCGGCAAGGUGGCCGAACUUCUCGGUAUGAAGACCGUUCUGAGUGAAUUUGUUGCCUACAGACGUUUCGGUGAGUACUUUAUCUUCCUGUGUCUCCUAAAAAGUCUCCUUGAAGGUAACACGUUCACGUGUUGUUGA